Messenger RNA from Lichtheimia ornata, 1323 nucleotides. RefSeq lists its product as uncharacterized. Gene Ontology annotation, molecular function: 23S rRNA (adenine(1618)-N(6))-methyltransferase activity. Lineage: Eukaryota; Fungi; Mucoromycota; Mucoromycetes; Mucorales; Lichtheimiaceae. Gene Ontology annotation, biological process: rRNA base methylation. The transcript is spliced from 10 exons. Gene Ontology annotation, cellular component: nucleus. The record is from RefSeq and is a predicted model, not a curated record. The coding region runs from base 1 to 1323 and encodes 440 amino acids.
AUGUCCAGUGACAAGAAGCGAUCUUAUGAAGCGAGUUUUCCACAACAGCAGCAGCAGGAAGAAGACGAGGACAAGAAGCAGCUGGAAGACCUCUCUCGCUUCCCACCCAAGUUUGAAGAGCUUGCUGAAGCAUAUCCAUCAUUCAGGCAGUUUGUAAGAUAUGAUAGGAAGGGCAGGCCAUGCAUUGAAUUCAAGGACCCUGCAGCUGUACGGAUGUUGAAUUGGUGCUUGCUUAAACAUCAUUUCUCUUUGGAUGUGACAUUCCCGCAUGAUCGACUUUGUCCACCAGUACCCGGCCGACUUGCUUACAUUCGUUGGAUCGAAGACAUCUUGAAAGAAACCAUGCCGCCUUCAUCUGAGCCAGUUCAUGGGAUUGAUAUUGGUGUUGGUGCGUCUUGUAUUUAUCCUCUUUUGGGGUGUGCUCGCAAUCCAAAAUGGCAUUUCCUAGGAACAGAAAUCGAUGAAGCAUCCAUGAACUAUGCAAAAGAGAACGUGGAAUGGAACCAAUUACAAGAUCGUAUCAGCCUUCGCCUUAAUAAGGACCCAAGUCGCAUAUUCAUGCUUGAAGAUACAAGGAAAUACGCGUUUUGCAUGUGCAAUCCUCCUUUCUACGAGUCCAAAGAAGAGGUAGAUGAAGGCUUGGAAAACAAGGAAUUGGAGCCAUCCUCGAUCUGCACAGGUUCAACAAACGAAAUGAUCACACCAGGUGGUGAACUACAAUUUAUUGGUCAAAUCAUCAAUGAAAGUCUCGAGUACAAGGAUCAAAUCAUGUGGUAUACCAGUCUUAUUGGAUUAAAAAAGACAAUCAAACCAAUCACUCAAAAGCUCAAAGCGAACAAUAUCACAAACUAUGUUGUCACGAGUUUUUGUCAAGGCAAAACGACACGUUGGGCAAUUGCUUGGUCCUUUGGAUCUGUCAGGAUCAAUGAUGCACAAUCCAUCGAUGAAUACCAUCCCAAGUCGCAAUUUACACUGCAAGUUGCAAAGUCAGCUGACUAUGUACGACAACAAGUGGAGUUCAUUCUCUCGGAUCUCAGGAUAACAUUCCAAGACCAGCCUAUUCGAGGUGCACCACGAGCAAAUACUUGGUCACGAGCUGCAAGACGUCAAUUGAAAAAGAAGCAAAAGAUUCAAGAGGAGGAUACCCCGUUAUUCUUUUUUCAAAUGGAGAUUGAAGAGGGCACCAAGGACGAUGGCUGCCAUCUCACGUGCAAGUGGACAAAAGGAGAAAAUCGUGAUGCCUUUGAAAGUUUCUGGAACCAUGUCAAGAAAAGAGUAGAAGAAGCAUGUGAUAUAUCACGAGGAAGCAGUUAUAAUGGUUGA